AUGGCUGCUCUGGAGCGUGCUGUAUCAGUCAUCAACAAAAUUCUGAGCAAGGCGCAGGGCAGCACUGCAAAGGACAUCCCCGCCCAGAAAAAGAAACAGGGGAAGUGGGUGAAGUUCUCAGUCAAAGGCCGUGGGAGAGCAGCUGUGAGAGAAAGACGGGCUGAAGGAAGGAGCGUGGCCAAUUAUCUGGCCCUGCCUGUUGAGGAGUACUCACUGCUGGACCCAUCAUGGAUCAAGAGGGAACCUGGCAGUGACACCUUCUGCUUGAGUGCUCCCCUGCGCGGCAUCACAGGGGUGGAUUUGGAGCCCACUGUCUGGGUGUCGGUGACGCCAGAUCCUGAGAGCGGGUCUGUUUCCUUCAGAAGCGAGCGCGCAUCUCUGGGCGAUACUGCCUGGGAUGAGAAGUUCAGCCUCUCCUUCACCAGCACGCUCACGUAUGAAGGCGAAAGGGCUCCUCACAAAAAUGCCAAUGCCGUUGAACGCGCAGGCGCAGAACAGCCACUGACACAGACUGACAACGGCCAUGUCAGCAAUAGUGAGAUGACUGCUUUCACCAGCAGCAGCAGUGGCAGCAGUAGCAGCAGCGGUGGCAAUGGCACUGUGGAUGACAUAGAAAUCAUAGGCUUCCUGCUGAGCUACACGGGGGGCCUGGUGGCCACAGCUGUGCUGCAGGCGCUGAUGCCAACAUUGUUAGAACUGCUGGGCAGGGACUAUGAGAGUUGGGCGGAUGGGCAGACCAGGAACAAAGUUGCUCAGAAAGAUGCUCUUUUACCUGGCCAAUUCUGA
Molecule: messenger RNA, 786 nt
Organism: Coccomyxa subellipsoidea C-169
Lineage: Eukaryota; Viridiplantae; Chlorophyta; Trebouxiophyceae; Coccomyxaceae
Exons: 4
Coding region: 1-786 (261 amino acids)
Source: RefSeq, a predicted model, not a curated record